This is a messenger RNA of Aspergillus viridinutans, 2499 nucleotides long. Its product is annotated as putative glutaminase. NCBI's taxonomy places the organism in Eukaryota, Fungi, Ascomycota, Eurotiomycetes, Eurotiales, Aspergillaceae. The coding region runs from base 1 to 2499 and encodes 832 amino acids. The transcript has 5 exons. The record is from RefSeq and is a predicted model, not a curated record.
AUGCGCUCAUCCCUUGCGGUGCUGGCAGCCGCUGUUGUCCAGGCGGCUGUCGGUGCAGCAUCAACCCUCACACCUCCAGUUCUGCCGUUGACAGUGCGAAAUCCUUACCUGAGCACUUGGUUGGGGGAUGCCCGAAAGGUGCCUUGGUCCAAAUGGCCCAUGUUCUAUACCGGGGAAGAGCUUGGGCUCUCUUUGAUGGCCCAGAUCCCCAGUACCGGCACUGUAUAUCCGCUGCUGGGCAAGCCUCAUGAGUUUGUGUCCGGAGCCCAAGUCGAGUAUCCGGUGUAUCUAGGGGCCAAGUACGAUGCUUCGACAACCAAUCUGACCUACCGUAUUGAUUCGGCUGCCUCUUCAGCGGCUGGUCCUGUUGCAAUUACGGUUUCUUUCUUGUCCCCCAUUACCCCGACAUCGACCCUGCGGCAGUCGAUUCCUGCGUCCUACAUUACGGUCUAUGUCCACGGCGAUGUGCCUGUCAAUGUCUACAUAGACCUCAAUGGGCGUUGGGUGAGCGGAGAUGCAGGGAGUCAAAUUGUCUGGCAGCAUGACACCUUCGGUUUCAAAAGAAAGACGCCGACCCUUCAGAAAUGGCAAUUUCGCAGACAGAAUGAGCUUCUUCUCUCAGAAAUCCGUGAUCGAGCCGAAUGGGGCACCCUCCACUUUACUGGACCUGCUGAUGUCCAAUAUCAAUCUGGCGAUGCUCACACUGUCCGCAACAUUUUCGCGACAAAUGGGGCUGUCCAGAACGUGAACGACGACGGUUUCCGUGCCAUAGGAGAUCGCGAGCCUGUAUUCGCAUUCUCCAAGUCUUUUAAACCUGAUACCAGGACAAAUGUCACGCAGAACAGUGUAACGUUCACCAUUGCUUUGAUUCAGGAUCCGGUCGUCCAAUUUGCCUCUGCUCGCGGCCUGACCCUCAUGAGACCACUCUGGCGAUCAUGGUUCGCGGAUCCCGAAGAGCUGCUGAGCUUCCACUACAAUGACUUUACCCAUGCGGCCACUCUCGCUUCCGAUUACUCUGAUCGGUUGGCAAAGGAUGCCUACCAAUCCGGGGCGGAUGACUAUAUGGACAUUGUCGCACUUUCUGCCAGACAGGUCAUGGGAGCAACGACAUUCUCUGGAACCCCCGAUGACCCAAUCCUGUUCUUGAAGGAGAUCUCCUCAGACGGCAAUUUCCAGACCAUUGAUGUCAUCUUCCCUUCGUUCCCCUUCUUUAUGUAUACGAACCCUCGCUGGCUGGCCUACCUGCUAGAGCCAUUAAUCGAGCACAUGCUCAGUGGACAGUACCCGAACACGUACGCUAUGCACGAUCUUGGGACCCAUUUCCCCAACGCGACCGGCCACCCGGACGGUCGUGAUGAGUACAUGCCAGUUGAGGAGUGCGGCAACAUUCUCAUCAUGGGCCUGGCAAUCGUGAACUCGCUCCGGUAUACCGAUGAUUCAGCGGCUUCUUCAAUUUGGUCCACGCUAGGUGUUCCUCCCAAGGUCUCGGAACCACACACUGGAUACUUUCCUCUGGGUGAGCUGCAGGCCUUGUCCGGAAUUGAUAAACAAGACGGCAAAUGGGGCGGUGGUGCGGAGGGCGAGCGUCUCGCUGAGAAAUGGGUUCAGCGCAGCUACAGGCUCUGGACUCAAUGGACGGGCUACUUGGUGGAAUACUCCCUGGAACCCGCCAACCAACUCUCCACGGAUGAUUUUGCCGGAUGGCUUGCGCUGCAGACCAACCUAGCACUGAAGGGCAUCAUCGGCAUCAACGCCAUGAGCAAGCUGGCUGAAGUAGCCGGACACGAUACCGACGCAGCAUACUUCAAGGACAUCUCGGACACCUACAUCGCCAAAUGGGAGCAAUUCGGCAUGUCCCGCGAUGGAACACACGCGAAGCUCGCCUACGACUGGUACGGCUCCUGGACCACCAUCUACAACCUAUACGCCGACGCACAGCUCUGCUUCCACCUCGAAGGCACCGACUCCUUCCCGGCCUCCCUCUCGAAAGCCCAAACCCCCCUUGAGAGCAAGAAACCGUCCAAAACCGGCUUCGUGCCCCGCCACAUCUACCAGAAACAGUCAAUCUGGUACCACUACGUGCGCCAGAAAUACGGCCUCCCGCUGGACAGCCGCCACCUGUACACGAAGACGGACUGGGAGUUCUUCGCCAUGGCGGUCGCCAGCGAGCGCACGCGCAGCGAGAUCCUCGAGUCCGUCGCCAAAUGGGUCAACGAGACCGUCACCGACCGGCCGUUCACGGAUCUCCACAAUACUGAGGGGCGAGGCGAGUUCCCCGGCCCCAACUUCUUCGCGCGGCCGGUCGUCGGCGGCCAUUUUGCGUUCUUGGCGCUGCAGCGCGCUUGUGGCGGGCGGGCGAUGGAGGGGCUGGCGUUCCUCGAUGAUGAGUCGGAUCGGGAAACGCUGCAGGAGUGGACGGCUGCAGCUGCCAGAGCGGUGGAGGAGUUGCAGAUGCAGUCCGGUCGUUGGGGGUAUGGGUCCGAGAAUGGGGAGCUGUAA